This is a messenger RNA of Melanotaenia boesemani (Boeseman's rainbowfish), 7932 nucleotides long. Its product is annotated as sickle tail protein. The transcript has 22 exons. NCBI's taxonomy places the organism in Eukaryota, Metazoa, Chordata, Actinopteri, Atheriniformes, Melanotaeniidae. The record is from RefSeq and is a predicted model, not a curated record. Gene Ontology annotation, cellular component: cytoplasm. Bases 1 to 6843 code for a protein of 2280 amino acids.
AUGUCCAAGUCAUCCUCUCGUCUGGGUCGACCUGGAUGGGCAGGAUGUAAGAACAGCAGCUGGAGAAAGGAGCUGCAUGGCAACCGCUCAAACAUGCUGAAGAUUGGAGAGAGACUGAUGAGGGCAGGCAGCGAGGGGAGCCUGGUUCAAAAGCCCCUUUACUCCCAGGGUCAAAACCAAACCUCCUCAGCUGGAUUACAACAAGGAUGCAAUGGAAAGACACAGCAGACAUCCCUGCAGGAAAAACCCAACCAGAAUACAGGAAAUAACUCCAGCAAAGAUCCAGAAAACCUCCCAUCCAAACUUUCCUCCUCCUGUAGCUCAACUGUGGAGGACAGCAGGUCUGCUGAGCACCUGCUGCAGAAGAAGAAGCAGGACACCAACAGAAGCUUGCUCCAUAACCCUGAGCUCUCCUUCCAGCAACCAGCUCCACGCUUUCCCAGCACUUCACCUCAAAGCUCGGCCCCCAGCAGAGAGACAACGCAGCACUCUGAGGCAGGGAGAAAGAAAGAUGUGUUCCUGGAACAUCUGAGGCAGAAGUACCCCCAUCAUGCUGCCAUCAUCAUGGGACAUCAGGACUGCAUGAGGGGACAGGUGGAGAGUCCCCGAUCCUCAGAAAGCCUCCUCUGCUCAGGUGUGCUGGGCUUGGUGGAAGAGCAGGACCACAAAGUUUCUGAGACCAUGUGUGAUGGAGAGGUGCUGCCUCCAUCAGUGCCCUUUACAAGAGGCUGUAAAGCCAGAGCAAGUCUACCUGUGAGCCGUGGAAGCUGUCAAUCAAGCGAGAGGCCCCUAGGUGUGCUGUACCUGCAGUAUGGGGAGGAGACGAGGCAGGUCAGGAUGCCCCCUGAGAUCAGCAGUCAGGACUCUGUACGGGCUCUGUUUGUCACUGCCUUCCCCCAUCAGCUCACCAUGAAGAUGCUCCAGUCUCCCAACAUGGCCAUCUACAUCAAAGAUACCAGCCGCAACGUGUACUACAACCUGGAGGACCUCAGAAACAUUACACCCUAUUCCUGUCUGAAGGCUUAUCAUAAAGACCCAGCACAAGCGUUCAAACCGCCAUGUCGGCCUGGUUUUUUGCAGAUUUCUAAAGAGAUGCUGUAUGGUAGCCACAGCCCAGUCCACGGCCGCAGCCCCCUGCACAGUCUGCAGGGCUCCAUGUCCCCCCCCAUGGUCCGCUCCAUGCCCUCUUCCCCAUCCAGGAUGGCAUACGGUGGCGGGAAAGCAGGAAGAGGGGCGCUGAACCCAGGCAGCAUCACGUUACCACGGCAGCGGCUGUCAGCAGGAGGGCGAUCCAGCGGUGUGUUCACCAGCAGCAGCGCUAUACUGGAGAGAAGAGACGUGAAACCCGAUGAGGAUGCUGGCAGCAGUAAGUGUGUGGCGUUGGUGCUGCGUGGAGAUGGAGGACCUCAUCAUCCAGAGACUUACUCCUCCUUGCUGGAUGCAGGAGGAGGUCACGUCAGCGCUCCUCCGUCUCUUGCUGCAGAGAUGGGGUUGGAUUCUGGCAUUGCUGGGAUUCCAGGGGGGCUGCAGCAGUACCGGGCCUCCAUUAAACCCCUGAUGGACCACGGAGAGAACAUGGACCACCAGACAAGCUCCCUCCACAGGCAGAGGAACAGAAAAUAUGGAGACAGUCAUCCUCCUUUACUGGGAACCAAAACUCCACCCACGUCCCCACACAGAGGAAGCGAGGUCAGGAUGAUCGGCAGACAGGUUGUUGGGAGUGUGGGCCUGGUUUCUCCAGAGAGGAUGUCACCCAUCCAUCGUUCCAUCCAAUGGGAUGGUAACGGGGCUACAGGGGAGAUGGGAAGCCGAAGCAGAGGCUCCUCAUCAUCUGCAUCAUCGGUGUUUGUGGACAGUCCUUUGAGACAGCAGGGGGUGCUGUAUCUGAGCCCUGCUGCCCCGAGUGACGCCCACAGUGAGAGAAUGAAAGCCAUGGAGGAGCAGAUAGCCAGUCUUGCAGGACUGGUCCACCACGCUCUGUCUAUGGGAUCAGACGUUCCAGGACUUAAGGACACCGUCAGUGAGAAAACUGAACACAAAGUCAGUGACAGCAGGCUGGCAGUUCCAUCGGAGACUGAGGACCAGGCCAGUCCCGACCUUCUGGCCCUUCAGGCCCUGCCCCCUGGAAGCUGGUUGCAGCAGAGUUUGAUGUUGGCAAAGAGAAAUGUGUGUGAACUCCGACUGCAGCUCAGUGAGCUCAGAUGUUUACAGCUGUCAAACCUGGAGAGCGUGAGUUCGAUGCUGAGGAUGGCGGGCCAGGAGCUGAUGCUGCUGAUGUGUGAUCGACUGACUCAAUGUGAGGAGGAGGCGCAAAGACGGAGGACUGAGAUGGAGGAGGACAGGAUCCGCUACCUCACCGCUGAGGAUGAGGUCCUCACACAGAUCAGUGAACUGGAGGAUUAUGUGGGGCGUCUGCAGAGCUCCACCUGCAGCGGAGGCCAGCUGUCGGUCACUCUGAGGGAGGUGGAGGUGGGAGCGGUCAGCCUGCGCAGCGUUGGAGAGGCUCUGGCCGUCCUCAAAGCGGAGUUUCCUGCGCUGCAGCUGAAGAUGCGAUCAGUGCUGAGGGUGGAGGUGGAGGCGGUGCGUUUUUUGAAGGAAGAACCUCAAAAGAUCGACUCCAUGCUGAAGAGGGUCAGAGAGCUGACUGAAACUCUCAGCUGUCUGCGCAGGUGUGUGUCCGAGCCCACCCCCCCUGUCAGAGUAGCCCACGUGGAGCCUCUAAAGGUCCUUGAGGUAGAUCAGGGAUCUCCAAAGUUCCAGAGCCCAGACAGCUCCCCUAAACCCCAACCUCGAGCCUCCAUCAGACGUCCAGCUGAAGGGAGCUCAGCAGACCCAACCCCCUCCAGCAUGAAGAACACCUCAGCUUCUGUGGCUCAGCCUCCCCACCGACACCCUCUGAUGUCUACUCAUGGCCAAGACUCACCUGCUGUGUCCAAGACCACAGAGACCCCACAGGACAGCCAGAGUCUGGACCAGGACCAGACAGGAACUAGCCAGUCCCCCUGCUCUGAUUCCAGUCACACUCUGCAGACCACACACCCUGUUCAGAAGGUCCACCUGGUCCUGAGGGAGUCCAGUUCUGGUCUAGAGGAGGCUCCAACUGUACUAAGAUCUGAUCAGAAUGCACACCAGGACCAGACUCUAAAGGCAGCAGCUGUGGAGCGUCCUCCACCCACCUCCCCACGCACAGACAGCAGCAGUCGACCAAAAGUGGACAAGCCCCCCCGCUCCAUUGUGGAGAGAGACAGGAAGCAGAAUCUGGACAGGAACAGUGGUUCUCCUCCUCUUCCUCCUACUGCUCCCCGCAGGGCUCAGGCUGUCGGUUCAGGAGACAUGAUCCACAACCAACCUGCUGGAUCUCAGGACAGUGGCAACAAACCUGGACAACCACCUGAGGUCCAACCCAAAGUCCAGGUGUGCGAUCCUCCAGCUGCUGCCACCCUUCCUCCCCCCAUGGCUAUGUCGGCACACAGGAAGGAUGAGGAGAACCACAAACCAAUGAAGGAGCAACAGGUCUCUACAGAAAAGUCAAAUGAGGAUCUUCUAGAGAUGAAGGAAAAGGUGAGGACACCUCCACCCUCACAUGUGACCAUCUCCUCAGACAUGUCAUGUGACCAGCGGCCAGCUGAACUCCUGACUGAAGGUGGACUGGAGGAGUUUAGUAAGCAUGGAGCAGAACAUCAUCCAGAUAAGAAGGAUGUGGAGGAGGUGGGGCAUAAACAGGUGACCUCCUUUAACUGUGCAGUAAUGGAGAAGGUGGACAUGGAUCUUCAGACUGGACCAGAGUCUGGUCUUCCUCGUUGUUCAGAACAAAUAAAAACAAAUGUUGGACUUGAACUCCACCCGACCACAGCAGAGAAGACCAGUCUGGCUCCAGCAGAAAAGACAGAACCAGAACUAGACAUUCAGCACAAGUCCCUAAACUCAGAUGUGGACCAGAAACAUUCUCCGCCAGUCCUAGAACCUCACUGUUUGUUACAUUGGACUCACAGACCCAGCAGCAAGCAGCAAGACCAACAGAGCCAAGCCCAGGUAUCCAAGGUCCAGCACACCCAAGCCCAGGUAUCCAAGGUCCAGCACACCCAAGCCCAAGUAUCCAAGGUCCAGCACACCCAAGCCCAAGUAUCCAAGGUCCAGCACACCCAAGCCCAGGUAUCCAAGGUCCAGCAGACCCAAGCCCAAGUAUCCAAGGUCCAGCAGACCCAAGCCCAGGUAUCCAUGGUCCAGCAAAACCAAGCGCAUGUAUCCAAGGUCCAGCAGAUCCAAGCCCAGGUAUCCAAGGUCCAGCAGACCCAAGCCCAAGUAUCCAAGGUCCAGCAGACCCAAGCCCAGGUAUCCAUGGUCCAGCAAAACCAAGCGCAUGUAUCCAUGGUCCAGCAGACCCAAGCCCAGGUAUCCAAGGUCCAGCACACCCAAGCCCAGGUAUCCAAGGUCCAGCAGACCCAAGCCCAAGUAUCCAAGGUCCAGCAGACCCAAGCCCAGGUAUCCAUGGUCCAGCAAAACCAAGCGCAUGUAUCCAAGGUCCAGCAGAUCCAAGCCCAGGUAUCCAAGGUCCAGCAGACCCAAGCCCAAGUAUCCAAGGUCCAGCAGACCCAAGCCCAGGUAUCCAUGGUCCAGCAAAACCAAGCGCAUGUAUCCAUGGUCCAGCAGACCCAAGCCCAGGUAUCCAAGGUCCAGCACACCCAAGCCCAGGUAUCCAUGGUCCAGCAGAAUGAACCCCAGGUAUCCAAGGUCCAGCAGAACCAAGCCCAGGUAUCCACAGUCCAAGUGAACCAGCAGAGCCAAGCACAAAUAUCCAGGGUCCAACAGAACCAGCAAAAGCAAGCACAGAAAUUCAGGAUCCAGCAGGACCAAGCACAGAUAUCCAAGGUCCAGCAGACCCAAGCCCAGGUAUCCAUGGUCCAGCAGACCCAAGCCCAGGGAUCCAAGGUCCAGCAGACCCAAGCCCAGGUAUCCAUGGUCCAGCAGAAUGAACCCCAGGUAUCCAAGGUCCAGCAGAACCAAGCCCAGGUAUCCACAGUCCAAGUGAACCAGCAGAGCCAAGCACAAAUAUCCAGGGUCCAACAGAACCAGCAAAAGCAAGCACAGAAAUUCAGGAUCCAGCAGGACCAAGCACAGAUAUCCAGGAUCCAGCAGAACCAAGCCCAGGUAUCCAUGGUCCAGCAGAACCAGGAGGAAGAAGGCAGUCUGAGCCCCCCUUUGUGGGACAAUGAGGAGCCACCUCCUCCACCACCUCUAACUUUUAGAUUCAUCCACGGAGUCUCCAGAACCAGCACCAGGACACAGUCUGGAGAGGAGGACCACUGUGGAGGACCUGUUUCUGUAGAACAUGAAGACCUGGAUGAGUCUGGCUCAGAACCUGUUGCUGUUUUUCUGAAUGAACCCGUGAACAUCCAGUCAGCCUUCAAACGUCUGUCGACCAUCUUUGAAUGUGAAGAAGAUCUGGGUGGGACUCUGUCUCCAGACAGUAUUAUCGAUGAAGAGGAAGAAGAUGUGAAAAAAACUGAUGAAGAUCGGAAUCUUAAUGACAUUCCAGGAAAGCGUCAGGAUGAAGGACCUUCAGUUCCUGAAGAUCAAAACCAGACGGACUUGUUUCUAAAGCCAGAGACCAAAAAGAAGUUCACAUUCAAGUUCCCCAAAACCAAACUAGCUGCAAUCCGCCAGAUCAUCCGAUCAGGAGCCGAUAAAACUGGAAAAAAAAUUCCUCAGAUGAUCGUGUGUGAGGAAGAGGAGGAGUUGGUGAACAAAGAAUAUUCCUCCUCUGCCCGGGUAGAGGUCCUCUGCAGGAGCACCCUGGACUCCAUCAGCAGUCUGGAAGAGUCCAUAAAACAGCUGGAAAUCAGUGUGGACAGUAUCUCCACCUCCACCGCUCCAUCAUGUCCUCACAGCUCUUCCUCCAACAGAACUCAGUUGAAAGGAAAGGUUAGACAAGAAAGGGAAAGAAGCCCAUCCAAAAGGCCAGCCCCUCAGGUUCUGAAGGGCCCAAAUCCACCUCAGAGUAAGAGGUCCAAACCACAGCCUCAACGGAGCUCAGGGAAGACCAGCAGCAGGAAACAGACCUCCGGGACCUUGGCUCAACGAUCCCACACCAAGGCUCGCCUUUCAACCAGUGACCCACCUGAGGGGAAGACUGAAGGCCAGCAGCAAGUCAGACAGGCUGACAGCAGAGCAGCUGUGGACAGUAAGCGCUGCCUGGUUGCUUUGCGCUCCUCUAAGAUUCCAGCUUUGUGCCAUAACUCUGGGAAACUUCCACCUGCCUCUCUGCCCACUCCUCAGUCCUCAAACGCAACUUCCUCCUCUUCAUCCUCUGUUUUUUCACCUUCAGCUUUUUCCACCUCUUCCUCCAAGAAAUGCAAUCUUCAGUCUUCCCCACCUUCCUCCUCCCAGCGCUCCAGGCAGCAGUCUUCUCUGUGUCUCCUCUCCUCCUCCUCCUCAGUUUCCCCUGCAGACUCUCCUCCUCUCUCCCCCUCUCCAUCCUCCUCUCAUGUGCAUAAGUCUUUUAUUCCCUCUCUGAAUCUGAGUCGUCUCCUCCCCUCAUCCAGCCACAUCAUGUCUAACAUCAGCCCCGCCCACCAGAGGCCCCGCAGCUCCGAGGGCCAACGCCGCCUCGUCCUCAGCUCCGCCUUCAACGCCGCCACACAGCACAGCAACCACUCCUCAUCGUCCUCUCCCUCCUCCUCCUCCUCUCUGUCCCCGACCUCCUCCUCCUCCUCCCCUCCCUCCCCAUCCUCUGUCCUCCUUCCUGCCACAGUGAGCCGUGUGGUGAGCGGUAUCCGAGCGUCGUGGUCUGACUCCAGCUCUCCUGGCUGCAGCAGGACCCGCCCUGGAAGACCAGCACUGUGACGCAUUGUACUGAUUUACAUGCAUGGAGAGUAAAAAUGAUUUAGGUUACCAUAGCAACGUGGUGUUGUUUACCUUUUCACAGCCUGAAACGAGCCAGAACUAUCCUGAUCUGGCAGUUUAUCCAGCAAAUAUCUUCCUAGAAAUCACACAAGUACACACUCUACCAUUGUUUUCUCAGGUUUUACACAUCAGGACAUCAUCUGUUUCUCACCAGGUGUUAAAAUAUCUUAUCUGAGGAGGCAAAAUUUGUGUGACCACCAGUGUUGGGUAGUAAUACGUUAUUUAACACUGUUACUUGUGUCAGUAACUAAUACUCUAAUGCACUCCUCUUUAAAUAAAGUAACUCAGUUCCCGUUACCUACGGUGCAUUAUUCCUUUACUAGCUAAAUUACUACUUUUCGCUAGCAGCUGUGAGCUUCUUCAUGUUUCCAGCAGUGAUGCAGCACAACAUGGGCAGUGUUUUUAAUGUCCGCUUGUUGCGCUUGUUUUUCUGUGAAGUGGCUUGUAAACGUCAUCACUCGCGGGUUGAGGCUUCCUCUGCUCCCUUUGUGAAGCCCUUCUGUUUCGCUCUCAGCUGUUCAAAGCAACAACCCCUGGAUGCGGAACGGAAACGUGAACGCAACAGUCCUUUUUUCAGGAACUAGUGUCCACAAUAAGACAGAGACAAUGCCCUGAAUAACUUAGUAAAUAUGUAAAUAAAUAUAAAAUGUAGGAGAAAGAUGGAAGCUCAAGGAUAUUAAUGGGGGAAUUUUUAAGAAUGUUCUUUUACAAAAGUAACUAAAGUUAAACAGUAAUGCAUUCUUUUUGGUGUAAUCAAAGUAACUAAAUUACUUUUUGAAUGAAGUAAUUAGUAACAGUGACUAGUUGCUGUUUUCAGUAACUAGUACAACACUGGUGACCACAGAUCACACCCUCCAUCAUUAUGUAAUGUAAGUGUAAUAUGUGAGCAGUUUUACUAGCAGCUUGUCAGUGUUGUUGUUUCUGUGCAUGUCUGUAAUCGUUCCUCUGUGACUGUGAGGACUGGGGCCUCUCGGGGCCUCAGCAUCCUGUAAACAUGGAAAACUAAUAAAGGGCUGCCACAGAACUGAA